Molecule: messenger RNA, 1137 nt
Organism: Blepharisma stoltei
Lineage: Eukaryota; Ciliophora; Heterotrichea; Heterotrichida; Blepharismidae
Source: the annotation of a GenBank genome assembly
AUGUGAACCUCUGAGUCUCAGCUCAAGCAUCUAUGGAAUAAAUCAGUCAAGAAAAAUGCAGCAAUGAAAAAGCCCUUUGUCCUCAGACUAAAUGGAAAAUAUUGCUUCGCAAAUGAAAAACUCCAACUUACCUCAGACAUCAACCACAGUUCUCUAAACUUAUGAAAAAGAUGAGAAAAUAAAGAAAAAGACCAAAGCAAAUGAUCAAAUAAAGCUCAAGGAAUAGCAACCCAAUUUUAUCGACUAAAAGACAAAAUGUGAAGCGAGAACAACGCAAAAGCAAACGAAGAGAAGAAAUGACUGAGAAAUUACCUACCAGAAAUAAUCAUAGACAGCCCCGCAACAUUAAGCAGCAUUUUGAAAUCAACAAUAACCAAGCCUGGAAAUAUAAGCUAUUUUAACCCUACUCCUCCAAGAUCUCCCUUAGUCUAUUAUAUUGCUGACAAAUACAAUAUGUGCAUCCACAAUACCUUUUUCCCUUAUCGAGACUACUAUUACGACGCCAAAAAAGAAUACGAAACUCUCCCAAAAUAUAUCAAAGAAAUGUAUGAAAAAGCUAAUGAGCUCGAUACCUUGCGAAACCAAGCUGAAUCCAUGAAGUGUGCCAAUGCAAGCUAUUUAAACUAUUUAAAUGACGCAAUUUCUUGAAGAGAAGUCUAUAGGCGUCCUUUGUCAUCAUGCUUUGGAGAAAACUUAAAAGUGAUGUGCAAGUUAUCUGUUUUUAUGGCGAUUAAAAUAGAUAAUCUUAUCAGCCACUUAAUGAGCAAGCUUGAAAGUAUCUACAAAGAUAAAACAGGGAAAAUCAAAAAAAGCAAAGUUUUAAAAGAAGCCGUGAAUUAUUGCAUAAAACAAUACCCUCAAGAUGGUCAUGUUUGCCAUUACAUUAUUUGUGGGGAAGACUUGAAUAGCUACUCUCCGACUCUUUCUAUAAUUGAACAAGCAAUUUUUCAUAGAGAUACUUGGUUUGAGAGUAGUGAGAAUAACGGAGAAAUUGUGGACUUUCAUGGCUGCCCACUUGUGAAGCCGAACAAAAUUGUUAAUUUAGGGUAUGGGAUGACUGCGAAGCUUUUUAAGAUUGAAGACGUUUGAUUUGAUAGUGGAUCUACAAAGAAAGUCAAAGAAACCGAAAGCUAUUAG